GUCAUUCCCCGAAGUGUCAUAGAAGGGGCGGGGCAUCUGGAUCGGGGAUGAGCUUUAAACAUGAGAACAUAACCUAGGGUUGUGUUCCCAAUAAUAAUAGUCGUUUCGACUUCAAAAAGCGCUUCCAGCUGCAAGGGUGCAUGAGGAGCGACAGAGUAAAGAGUUUUACCUCGAUUAGGUAGCGAAGGAGGUGAGAGCAGGAGUCGAAGAAGGGGGCUGUGGUUGGAUUUAGUGAAAGAAAACAAUAUGGCCGCGGUGGAGCUGGAAUGGAUCCCUGAGACCCUGUACAACACCGCUAUCUCAGCCGUGGUCGAUAACUACGGCCGAUCCAGACGGGACAUACGCUCUCUGCCUGAAAAUAUACAGUUUGAUGUCUACUACAAGCUUUACCAGCAGGGCCGGCUCUGCCAGCUGGGAGGGGAGUUCUGUGAGCUGGAGGUCUUUGCAAAAGUCCUCCGGGCCUCCGACAAAAGGCACCUCUUGCAUCACUGCUUCCAGGCUCUGAUGGACCACGGUGUGAAGGUUGCUUCAGUCCUGGCCAACUCCUUCAGUCGCAGAUGUUCGUACAUUGCAGAGUCAGAUGCGCAUGUCAAAGAGAAAGCUAUACAAUUCGGGUUUGUUCUAGGUGGCUUCUUAUCUGAUGCCGGAUGGUAUGGAGACGCAGAGAAGGUCUUUCUGUCGUGUCUCCAACUGUGCACACUACACGAUGAGGUUCUUCACUGGUACCGUGCAGUGGAGUGCUGCGUCAGGUUACUUCACGUGCGUAAUGGCAAUUGCAAAUACCACCUCGGAGAAGAAACCUUUAAACUGGCCCAGUCUUACAUGGAUAAACUGGCCAAACAUGGCCAUCAGGCCAAUAAGGCUGCCCUGUAUGGAGAACUUUGUGCCCUGCUCUUUGCCAAAAGCCACUAUGAUGAGGCAUAUAGGUGGUGUAUAGAAGCUAUGAGGGAGAUAACAGUUGGCUUACCUGUGAAAGUAGUAGUUGAUGUUCUCAGACAAGCCUCAAAGGCUUGUGUCGUAAAACGGGAAUUCAGGAAAGCUGAACAACUGAUAAAACAUGCAGUGUUUUUGGCACGGGAACAUUUUGGACACAAGCACCCCAAAUAUUCCGAUACGUUACUAGAUUAUGGGUUUUAUCUCUUAAAUGUGGAUAACAUCUGUCAAUCAGUGAUCAUUUACCAGACUGCAUUGGAUAUUCGGCAGUCAGUGUUUGGAGGAAAAAACAUCCAUGUUGCCACUGCACAUGAAGACCUGGCAUACUCGUCUUAUGUCCAUCAGUACAGCUCUGGUAAAUUCGACAACGCACUAUUUCAUGCAGAACGUGCCAUAGACAUCAUAACUCAUAUUCUCCCUGAAGACCAUCUGCUGUUGGCCUCAUCCAAAAGAGUGAAAGCACUUAUCCUGGAAGAGAUAGCCAUUGAUUGCCAUAACAAGGAAACUGAGGAACGCCUACUCCAGGAGGCUCAUGAUCUGCACCUUUCCUCUCUCCAGUUGGCCAAAAAAGCCUUUGGGGAGUUUAACGUUCAGACGGCAAAACACUACGGCAACUUGGGCCGCCUCUACCAAUCCAUGCGCAAGUUCAAGGAGGCAGAGGAUAUGCACAUCAAGGCCAUUCAGAUCAAGGAGCAGCUUUUGGGGCAAGAGGACUAUGAGGUGGCUCUGUCAGUGGGACACUUGGCCUCACUCUACAACUACGACAUGAAUCAGUAUGAUGAUGCAGAGCGCCUCUACUUGCGCUCCAUCGCCAUUGGCAAGAAGCUGUUCGGGGAGGGUUACAGUGGACUGGAGUAUGACUACAGAGGCCUCAUAAAACUGUACAACUCGGUUGGAAACUAUGAGAAGGUCUUUGAGUACCACAAUAUUCUGUCCAACUGGAACCGGUUAAGGGACAGGCAGUUUGCAGUAGCGAACGCGCUGGAGGACGUCAACACGAGCCCCCAGGCCACGGACCAGGUGGUGCAGUCCUUCCUGUUAUCCCAGAGCCACGGAGCUGGACGCCCCUGCUUAGGCUAAUGGCCCACCACCUCUCAACUCAAAGAAAACAUGCACACACGCCCCCAUUUUCACACAAGUUCAAAGCGAUUUAUUCACAUGUAGUCGAGAUAUGGCGGGGGUUUGAUUAUGACCUUGAGUUUCUCGAGCUCCGAUCGGACCGUCAGUUCAACGUUUACCAGCAACUCCCCUUGCCCUGUUCUUUUCCUUACGAUGGGACAAAAACAAUGACAUCUGUCCAACCAUGCUAACACUCAUAUGAUGAACGAGCAACCAUUUGUUGAAGUUUUUCACAUAAACCGUUUCUUUGACUUCGAUGAGAAAAAAGAGCUUUGCUCAUCGACAACUUUUGCGCGUUUUCAUUUUUGUGUCACCAUUUUAUGUUUUGUAUCUGAAGGAGAGGUGCUACACACUACAGGAAUAGUUUGUUUGUUAUCACUGCAUUAUCAUUUGUGGAGGAAAUGCUUGGUGCAGCACCCACCGAAUGAGAUUCGAAAGGAAGGGAAAAUCCCUAUCGUUCCUAUAAAUGAGUGAAGCCGUAGAGAUGCAUGUCCCGCUUAACCUGAGGAUAAGAGCUUGACUUCGUGUAAUGCAAAGCUUUGCAUUGAGGAUUACCUGUGUGCUCUUUGGAAAAUGAGACCAGCCAUGUUACAUUAUGGACCAUUAUGUUUUGUUUUUUGCUUUUUUAAUGAUUCAUGUCAAGUGUGGAAUCUAUGGACCAGUGGGUUUAUUACUCCUCUAGAUACCAUGUUUUAAGUUUUCUGGUUUUGUAUUCCUUUAGUACUGACAUAGCUUAUUUUAAACUGCCAAUAAUUUAUAUGCAAGGUAUGCAAAUAACAUUGCAAAUGGAUGAGCCAAAAUAACUUCUGUGUGAAACCAUAGUUAAACGUCUUUUGCCAUAACAAAUCAACAGUGUGGGAGAAAAGUAUAUAAUGCUGGCUUUACUCAUUCGCAUAAACACACACACAAUAAGCUGGAGUGGUGGUAGUUAUGGGACCAGGUUUCCAUUCAGCGCUCAGGCGUGGAUUAACACCCAUGGGCAGCUGACUGGACACACUGAGAAAAGGGCCGAGCGCAGCGCUUGUCUUUGUGUAUAGGCACCCCGCAGGUGAAGCGGAUAGGUUUGUGGAUAUUGCAUGCGAGGGGUGUAAUUCAAUGCCUGUUUGUAUAGCGGGAGUUUCUGACCAUGCAAUAUUACAGUGAGGAUCAACUUUCCUCGUAUCACUGCCUUUCCGACCACUCCUGCUUUCAAUGAGUCCAAAAUCUACACAACUCCGUAACAAUAGGUUUGCUCUAAUUAAAGUUUACUGAUUGAGAAUUGUCAAGUCACCAGAAUCCAAAAAUGACUUUAGGGUAUCCAAAACGCAUUUUGUUUCAGUCAGCAGUCACUUAUUUUUAUUAUUUUUUGCAUUGCAGAAACAGAGCCUUGAUGCAAGUGCUGUUGUGGACCGAAAAAUUGCGUGAUGUUAAUGUCUUGCAUCUCAAGCUGAAGUCCCAGCCUUAGUCUUAAAGGACUCUCAGUCUUUUCAAAUAGCUCGUUUAAACCAGACCUCCACCUGCGGCUUUCCAGCACUGCCCCACCUGUAAACCGAGAUCACAUGCGAGGCACUUUGUAUUACAGCCACUUUCACUCCUUAGAAAUCCCUUCGUUGUUUUGUGUAAUGGUUAAAUGUUGAAGAAUUAGAUUUUUGGGAGUUCUCUCUAUCACAGAGAUAGCAGGGGAAUCAGAGCCGGGUUUCCGGAAGGAAUUGAACAUGCCUUGGUCAGAGAGAUAUGGAAUAUUGUAACAAAUAAACUGUGAUCUUGAAAACGUUUUAAGUGCAUUUCCAUUGACUGUUAAAUGUAGUAAAUGGAUUACGUGAAGUUCUUAUAUAAGAGGAUUUAGGAGUUUCUAAACUAUAAACAACAAGCAUAGUGCAUCGAAUGAAUUCACAAUGUAGCUCUGAUUGCUUCUGAAUGUGCAUUUAAGGGCUCAUUUGUCAACCAAUAAGAAAGAUCAUUCAGUGUGAUGUCAAAUAGCCACCAAAUUCCAGAAUGGGUCACGGCCCCCAUAGGUGCUUCUGGGUCACAUGUUCUUUUCUUUGCAUGUUUAAGUAAUUAUGUGUACAUAUAUAUAAAUGUAUAGCUACAAUUGGUAUUGUCCCAGUGAACUCCAUAGUGACAUAAACAGAAAAAAAAUACUUUGCAGUUCUAAAGUGUUGAUCACAGAAAUUUUUAACAUCCCCUGACAAUGAUGUGAGAGAAUAUCCUAUAUUUCACACAAUCUUGGCAUGGUUAUAUACACAGUAAACACAUAAAGCAAAAGCUUAUGAUGUCGCUACAACCUUGCAUGUUUCUUAGAAAUGUGCCCCCUGGGAGUUGAAGUGUGUAAUAAAUAACAGGUUUAUAAAAGGGACUGAUUACCGUGAAGAAUGAAUGCUUACUGCAUGAGGCCACGCUCAUCACAUUCAUUACUGAUAUAGAAGGGCAACAACGCUAAAUAAUCUUUAUAAAAUCCUCGGAUUCAUUUCUGCAAUGAUUGUGAUUUAGCUAUUUAGCAAAGUGCUUUUCUGAAUUUUCAGCUCUUGCAUCGCGGUGGUACCCUGAGCAUCAGGUAGGGUACUGGGACCCUUUAAGCUAAAAACAAAACAGAAGUGACUUCUCUUGGUUUUGUUUUCGGUUCAUUUUCAUCUCUACUCAUUUGAGACAUGCUUGAAUGCAGUGUUUUCUCCAAUGACAAAGAUGAGGAAAGUUAUUGUGUUAACAUUAAUACUGACUGUUACUAUUGAAACGUCAGUGACCUGUGCCACAAUGAACCACGAUAGGGUUCAGUCAUUGGCUAUAUGUUACUCACACCUCCGUAGAGCCUGCUGUACAUCUGUAACCACCAAAUCAUUAUUAAACUCAAUUGUAUCCACCAUUGUGAAAAUUUGUAAGUAAUUUUAACACGCACAGAAAGAACAAUAUACAGAUGUCUUACGGAUUACAAUGAGCAAUAUUGCUUUUAAGUAUUAAAAUGCUUUAUUUUUGCCUUUAA
Molecule: messenger RNA, 5008 nt
Organism: Misgurnus anguillicaudatus (oriental weatherfish)
Lineage: Eukaryota; Metazoa; Chordata; Actinopteri; Cypriniformes; Cobitidae
Gene: appbp2
Product: amyloid beta precursor protein (cytoplasmic tail) binding protein 2
Biological process (GO): intracellular protein transport; proteasome-mediated ubiquitin-dependent protein catabolic process
Cellular component (GO): Cul2-RING ubiquitin ligase complex
Molecular function (GO): protein binding; ubiquitin-like ligase-substrate adaptor activity
Source: RefSeq, a predicted model, not a curated record